AUGGCGACCCGUCAAAAAAGGGUCAAAACCCCUCACAAAACCCGUCGGAACGGAUCAAAACCGGUGGAACGUCAUGAAACGGCGUCGAACCCCACCAGAAGCGAUCAAAAACGACCCAAGAUUCCUCAGACCGGCGAGAAAGGAUCCCAAGUGAUCCGAAAACAUCGCCGGAAGCGCUCGAAGGCCCGACCGAAACUCAUCGAAAGCGACCGAAACUCAUCGAAAGCGACCGAAACGGAUCGAAACCGCGAUCGGAAGCGAUCGGAAGGGAUCAAGACGGAUCGAGAACGUGAUCGAAAGCCAUCAAAAAUGACCGAGACUCAUCGAAACCCAUCGAAACCGACCGAAAACGCGACCGAAACCCAUCGAAACCCAUCCAAAAUGUGA
Molecule: messenger RNA, 387 nt
Organism: Nipponia nippon (crested ibis)
Lineage: Eukaryota; Metazoa; Chordata; Aves; Pelecaniformes; Threskiornithidae
Source: RefSeq, a predicted model, not a curated record